AUGAGUACAAAGAUCACAACGCCAACAACUAGCGCAAAGCAAAGAGAAGUUGUCCCGUGUAGAGUCAGAGGAUUUUUUCAUUGUAACACAAGCAAAAGAUCCGACGAAUAA
Messenger RNA from Sclerotinia sclerotiorum 1980 UF-70, 111 nucleotides. RefSeq lists its product with no specific name. The record is from RefSeq and is a predicted model, not a curated record. Bases 1 to 111 code for a protein of 36 amino acids. NCBI's taxonomy places the organism in Eukaryota, Fungi, Ascomycota, Leotiomycetes, Helotiales, Sclerotiniaceae. The transcript has 2 exons.